This is a messenger RNA of Esox lucius (northern pike), 5024 nucleotides long. It is a transcript of the gene wnt4b, whose product is annotated as wingless-type MMTV integration site family, member 4b. Lineage: Eukaryota; Metazoa; Chordata; Actinopteri; Esociformes; Esocidae. Gene Ontology annotation, cellular component: extracellular region. Gene Ontology annotation, molecular function: frizzled binding; cytokine activity. Bases 2152 to 3225 code for a protein of 357 amino acids. The transcript is spliced from 9 exons. The record is from RefSeq and is a predicted model, not a curated record. Gene Ontology annotation, biological process: neuron differentiation; canonical Wnt signaling pathway; cell fate commitment.
CGGCUGGGCAACAGGGCCCACAGAUAAACUGCCUUGUCUCAUGCAGGUCUUUCUACUAAUCAAUGGAACAUUGUCCAGCCUAUUAGAUGGAUCAGAUGUGCCUGUAAGUGAACUAGUGUGUCGGUUUUAAGAGCUCUUAAUCACUUAGUGAAUUUGGUUUUCAAGCAUUGGGCCAGAACAAAAUCCUGGACCUUAUAGCUUUCCAAGAAAGGGAUCUAUGUUUUCCUCCUCAUAUAAUCCUGACUAGUGGACACCACAAAAGUCUGUGGAAAGACACAGAAACCAAAGAAGUGCUCAUUGGAGAUCUACUCAACUAGCGCCAAGUUUCUGAGGAGCCUGAAGGAUCUACAUUAAGGUUAAAUUACUGGGAGCUGGAACAACUGAUAAAAUUAGAAAUGGGGAAAAAUGUUCAGAGCCUGGGGUGAAGGUUCCUUGUUGCACCUCUUCCUUUUCCCUUAAACCUCCGUUUAGCACCGCACUAGUCUUCUCAUCCCUCAGGCCCUCCAUCUCUUACUUCAUCUGUCUCACUCAAUCCCUGACUUCAUCCCUCCCUCCCUUACUCCAUUCUCCUGAUUUAUUUGCCUCCGUUCCAAUAUUUGUCGUCACUGUGUUUUCUUCCCCUUGUCUAAAUGUCACCCCUUCUAAGACAAUGUAAAGAGGGAGAGAAAGAGAAAAAAGAGGGCAAAUGCGGGGGAGAUAGAGGAGGGGAGGUGAGAACUCGUAAAAAGAGCAACAAUGUUUGGGAAGAUUCAACAUUAGGUAAGACACUUUCUCACACAGUACAUAUUUGUGUAUAUACAAGACGUGGUCACAAUUCUUGGAUGACAGGUGUGUAUCUGUACUUCCUCUUCUGGUUUGGGAAUUUCACAUUGGACAUUGAAGCUUCUGCACAUUUUAGUCAGCCUCAUUACCUGUAGCCGCUGAAUUAACAGGGGCGUACUGUAGCCAGGGCCACUGAAUUAACAGGGAGGUACUGUAGCCGGGGCCACCGAAUUAACAGGGACGUACUGUAGCCGGGGCCACUGAAUUAAAAGGGGCGUACUGUAGCCGGGGCCACCGAAUUAACAGGGACGUACUGUAGCCGGGGCCAAUGAAUUAACAGGCACGUACUGUAGCCGGGGCCACUGAAUUAACAGGGACGUACUGUAGCCGGGGCCACUGAAUUAACAGGGACGUACUGUAGCCGGGGCCACCGAAUUAACAGGGACAUACUGUGGUCUCACAGAAGCUCUGAAAGUUCUUGGAAACUGACGAGCACAGAUACAGAUCCACAGACACAGACCAUUCAGCAGAACCCAGCUUAGCGCUUCCCAUCUCCAGUGUGGGUCACUUAUUAUGUCUUGUCCGAAGCAUGCACAAUGGAACCCAAGUCAUUCCUCAGUGUCACUAUUAAUGUACUGUAGUGUCACCAUUACACUGUUCCCUCCCUCUGACUGCCACCCUACAUCACUUCGUUUUCUCCCUCCCUCCCUCGCUUUCUCCCUCCUUUAUAACCCAUCUCUCCUAUCCCACUGUUCACACUCCUUCUUUCUGUCUUUUACAAGACUGGACACACAUUUGUUUUCUUAACUAGAGGAAGGAACCGAUGGAGAAACACCAGAGGGGCCAAAUGGUUUUUUACAUAUUCUCUUACUCAGAUAUGAGGGGCUUUUUUUAUGCUGAGUUUUGAGGUUUUCAAUACUUAUUAUAUGUGUCAUAAUAUUUGUAUUUUUCUUCCUCUCAAAAAGGCUUUUAGAAAAAGAGAGAAAGGACAAACAAAAAUAGUGGCCACAUUUUGAUCAUAGUCAGUAAAAAAAAAUAUUUUCUGACAUUCUUUCGUACUUGGAUGACUUUACAUAAAAUAUAUUCUUAUUUCCAUGUUCCUGCUAUCACAGAGGUGGAAAUCAUUAAACUUUAAGAUUGAUACCGUUCACUGAGAAAUUGGAUUUAAUUUUAAAUCUGCUUUUCACAUUUCAAAAGAGAAAAACUGGACAGUGUUGGACAUGAACUGAUAUGAGGGGAUCAUCCCCAGACUCAGAAACUUGGACCACAGGUGAAACUAACUCUAUAAAAAAGCCCGAUUGACUGACAACGCAGUGCACCUGUGGAAACGUGCAAACUGCUGCCCAAGGACACUCACUGACCCACAGGGACGGACAGACAGACAGUCUGAUGCAAACUGUCUCUGCUGUCAAUCUCACGGCACAACUCCUGCUGUUGCUAUGGGCAACCCACCCGACCAUGGCAACCAACUGGCUCUCCCUGGCGAGGAUGCCGCGUUCGCGGCCCGUGUCGGGUGCUGCCCCCUGUGGGCGGCUGAGGGGACUGUCUGUGGGGCAGGUGGGGGUGUGUAGGGCUCGGGGGGAAGUAAUGGAGUCUGUGCGCAAGGCGGCCGAGAUGGUCAUAGAGGAGUGUCAGCACCAGUUUCGGAAUCGCCGUUGGAACUGCUCAACCACUCCGCGUGGAAUCAACGUGUUCGGCCGAGUAAUGAGCCAAGGCACACGUGAGGCGGCCUUUGUGCAUGCCCUGUCCUCGGCGGCCGUGGCGGUUGCAGUCACGCGAGGUUGCAGCCGGGGUGAGCUGGAGAGGUGUGGCUGUGACAGGAAGGUCAGAGGGGUCAGCCCGGAGGGUUUCCAGUGGUCAGGCUGCAGUGACAACCUGUCAUAUGGUGUGGCCUUCUCCCAGACGUUUGUGGACGAGACAGAGCGUGCCAAGGGGCUGUCGGCAGGACGACCCCUUAUGAACAUCCAUAACAACGAGGCUGGACGGAAGGCAAUCCUACACAACAUGCAGGUGGAGUGUAAGUGUCAUGGAGUCUCAGGAUCAUGUGAGCUGAGGACCUGCUGGAAAGUCAUGCCUCCAUUCCGACGUGUUGGGGCAGUGCUGAAGGAACGUUUUGAUGGAGCCACAGAGGUGCGCCUGUCCCGUAUUGGCUCCAGGACGGCACUGCUUCCCCGGGACCCCCAGGUCAAACCUCCUGCUGCCAGGGACCUGGUGUACCUCGCUGCCUCUCCAGAUUUCUGCCGCCUCGACCCUGACAACGGCAUCCCAGGGACUGCUGGCCGACGCUGUAACGGCACCUCCCGGCUGGCGCCAGAUGGUUGUGAGCUGGUGUGUUGUGGGCCAGGGUACAGGGCGGGCCGGGCAGAGGUGGUGCAGCGUUGCUCCUGUAAGUUCUCCUGGUGCUGCUCCGUUCGCUGCCAGCAGUGCAAGAACACAGUGAUGAUCCACACCUGCCGAGAGUGAACCUGGGACACACAAGAUCCUUACACCGGUCCAAACACUAGAACAAAAAAAGUGUCAGGACUUUCUAAUACAAUACACACACACACUUGAAGGCUUAAGGACUAGAAGAUUCUCUGAAAAAUUAUUCAUGUGAAGUUAAUAUUCAAUUUUUUAAAAACGAAACCCCUGAAAAAAAAACACAAGUACCAUAGAGCAUGUUUGCCCCCAUUUGGAGAGGCAUUGCUGUUUUUGUGGUAUUCUAUAUCACAUGUGUCAAAACACAUCCCACGGUGGGCCAUGUCAGCAGUUUUUGUUCCUACCUUGUGCUUGGGUUGGACUCCAAUCACAAAGCAGACACAUUCCCUCUGGGAAAUACCGAUUUUAGAUGCCAGUUCAAUUGACCAAAGCUGCCCGACUGCCCUUGAUUGGGCUUGAGGGGACAAGUAAACAACUUUGCUCACUUGCAGAGUUGAUAUAUCCAGAAUUCACAAAUCAUGUGUCUAAUGCAGAUGGUUGCAAAGCGUUAAAUCGAUACAAAAUCAUCAAUGGAUUUCCCCAAAAUGACCACAUUUGUUUAAAUAGUAAGAUGUUUGCUGACAGUGUCAGAUACCAACAAAAUACAUUUGUUUACUCUUCCAGUUGAGCUUUAGCAAUGUUGCUAGUUUUUCAUAGGAUAUAGUUUAUUUUUCAUUUUAGUGAAAUAUCUAACAAAUGAAAAUUAAUAUAUUUAAAUACAUGAUUAGAAAGAAGGGUAUUCUCUUAAUACCUACCUUUCUACUGAUAUUUAAAUAACUGUGACAUUCUCUGCAGAUACAACCUUCAUGCUGAUUAGCAGAUGAACCUUUUUUUAUGUAAAAGUCUGCGACAAUAAAAGUGUACCAUUAAGAAGUACACCAUUAAAAAGAGAAUCAUUUCAAACAAUUCUGAGAAAUUUUGAAUGCCCAAUAUCUCAGAACAUCAUCAUGCUUUCAUCAGAUAAAACCAUCUAGUCCCAAGGUCUGGCACUAAAACACUAGCUAGACACUAGAAAACUGGGCUUGGGCUCUGCAAGGGUUUGCCAGGGUCAAGACAUUCUAGAGCACCACAAAACAUUGUCUAGACACUGAACACUAACCAAAAUCUCUAGAACAUGUACAAAUCUGCAAAGCUGUCCUGGCAUAAAGUCAAAAACUCCAGUCAGAACUGUAUUGACAGUAUGGAUGAGUGCAUUGAGAGAGUGAGGCUCUACGCAUUACAGAAACCUCUGCCAGGCAGAAGGUGGAAGGUCUUCCCCCAUUACCUCUAGUGCCAAAGAAUAGAAAUACAAGGAUACUCACUAAAUAGACCAAUAUUUACUGUCAUGAAACAUAGAGGUCAUUAUAAUGUACUUUUCAUACCUAAAAUGAUAAUGCAGAAUUGAGAAAAGUAUUGGAUUUCAGUGUCCUGUACAGUGGAGGAAACUAAUGGUAUACUUGUACGUAGGUAUUUGUCUAGAUCCCAUUGACACACACAAUUAACACUAACUUAAACUGACAAAGCUUUUAAAGCUGAAAUUAACUACCACUAACCGGGAAUUUACAGCACUUUCGUUAAAUGCAUUCACUUUCAGUGUAGCAGGUAGUUGCAGGUGUUAUACAUUUACUGUAUUUAUGUAUUUUGCCACUAUACUGUCUUUAAUUUAUUUGUAUGUUGAGUAUUUUGAGGCCUUCCUCCUGCCAGUGAGAACACCUGUCCUGUCCCCACAGGUCUGUUGUACACACUGCUGUAGUCCAUCAGCUGUGAAGCAUGUUGCCCAGUGUUCUGCACAGUUGACUUGAUCAAAUAAAAGCAUUUUCACUACA